Drosophila busckii is the source of this 1397-nucleotide messenger RNA. Its product is annotated as zinc carboxypeptidase. Gene Ontology annotation, molecular function: metallocarboxypeptidase activity; zinc ion binding. The record is from RefSeq and is a predicted model, not a curated record. The transcript has a single exon. The coding region runs from base 71 to 1381 and encodes 436 amino acids. Gene Ontology annotation, biological process: proteolysis. NCBI's taxonomy places the organism in Eukaryota, Metazoa, Arthropoda, Insecta, Diptera, Drosophilidae.
UGUCAAAGGUAAAUUUGAUAAGCACUGAAAAUUCGGAAUUUAAAACUGAGUCGACUGUCCAAGUGUAAAGAUGCAUCCGCUAUGGGUAGUCCUGUUGCUGAUGAGCAGCGCUAGCUUGGAAACAUACGCAAACAAUAUUGAGGAGUGCUCAAUCAAAAAGGAUGCAUCACAUGCACGCUACGAUCACACGCGCAUCUAUAAUGUAGAAUUCGCUACAGCUGCACAUGUGGAGCUCUUCCAAGCGCUGGAGGCGCAAAGUGACUCUCUUAGCUUUAUAGGACAUGCGCGUGUGCCGGGCCAGAAACUAUCGAUUAUGGUGUCCGGACAGAAGGUAGCUGACUUUGACAACCUGCUGCACAGCUAUAAUGUGAGUCAUCGCAUCCUCAACUACAAUUUCCAAAAGCUAAUCGAUGCCAGCUACUGCGAGGUGGCACCUUUGACCACUCCUGUAGAGCAAUUCGAUUGGAAGCGUUUCUUUCAGCUGGAGAACAUCUAUGCCUGGCUGGAGAAAUUAGCAAGCAAACAUCCAAAUGUGGUAACAUUGCUGGACAUGGGCACCAGCACAGAAGGCUUGCCUAUUAAGGGCGUUCGCAUUUCAUUUGGCGGCGACAAUCUGACCAGCGUGUUCCUCGAGAGCGGCAUUCAUGCACGCGAAUGGAUUGCGCCAGCCACAGCCACCUAUAUAAUAGACCAGCUGCUACACUCCAACGAUGCCCAGGUGCAGACCAUGGCUCGCUCCCACAACUGGUUGAUAUUUCCCACAGUUAAUCCGGAUGGCUAUCGUUAUAGCUUUACACACGAUCGCAUGUGGCGCAAGAAUCGCGCACUAUUUGGCAUUUGUCGUGGCGUGGAUCUCAACCGCAAUUAUCCCUUCGCCUGGAACACUACAGGAGCGAGCGGUAAUCCUUGCCAUUAUGAUUUCUCUGGACCCACAGCGGGUAGCGAGCUGGAAACGCAGCGUCUUAUGAAGUUCCUGGAGCAGCGUGUGCACACGGAUCGCAUACGAACUUAUCUGGCGCUGCACAGCUACUCGCAAUUGAUUAUGUUCCCAUAUGGACACACGGCCGAGCGCGUGCAUAACUAUGCAGAUCUGAAGGACAUUGGGCAGUUGGCAGCAGCGCGCAUUAAGGCAUACUCGGGUCGGGACUACAAGAGCGGCAGCAUCUAUGAGACUAUCUAUCCGUCAAGUGGCGGCUCAAAGGACUGGGCGCAUGCUCAACUCCAAAUGCCCAUUACCUAUACCUUCGAGUUGCGUGGACCUCCAGAUAGCGAGGAUCUGUUCAUACUGCCGGCCAAUGAGAUAGAGCCCACAGCUAGCGAAGCCUUUCAAGCAAUUCAAACUAUUAUAGAGGAAGCAGGCAAGCGUGGUUAUUAUAAAUAACACAAUUAAAUAACAA